AUUCGUACUUAUUGUUAUUUUUACGACUUGACUUAAUAAAAAGACUCCAGACUGUUGUUAUUAUUACUGAUUUUUGAAAUAACUUUAUUUUAAGUUAAAAGUAAUGAUAGAACCAUCAAGGUACUGUCGAUUGUGUUUAGAAUCAAGUGAUCCAAUAUCCUCCAUAUAUUUGCAUGUGCAACAGAAGUAUUUACCAAGUGUAAUAGAGAAUCUCUGUGGGGUGGUAAUAUCGCCGUACGAGGAGCCUGGAGCUUUAGUUUGCAACGAAUGCUCCAUUUCUAUUUUAAAUGCUGACGAAAUUGUAGCGAAAUGUCUGGAAUCAAAUAAGCUAUUGGAAGAUAGAAGAAACGUUUUUAAAAAAAUUGAAAAGUUGCAUCAAAACCAAUAUGAGCAUCAACAGCAGUAUAGCAAGGCUAAAAAGGAGGAAGAAUGGUUGUCGCCUCAUAGCGUCCCAUUAUGCAAAGAAGAACAAGAAGAAAACAUAUUUGAUGAAGUUUUAGAAGACCAACAGUCCUACAACUACUCCGACAACGACGUUAUUAAUCCGGAAAUGUUAGUUGAGUCCAUAUUGGAAAACUCUCUGCAUGAUUCGGAUGGAAAAACCAACACAACCAACAAACGUAGAUCUCGGAAGAAAUUGAAAAAAGUCCACGUAGAUGAGACUUGCAAUGACUUUAGUCAAAACCCUGCCGCUUUAAUGUACCAAAGUCAUUUUAAGACAAGCAAACCAAAGAAAUCUUUUACACGUAGCCGAGAACAGUAUUUGAAGCGCAAAAUUCGUAACUAUCCUGUAAAAGAACCGUUAACACUUAUCGGCGGAGAAGGUGUAGUACGAAAACGUAAACCCAAAUCCUAUCAUAGAGCAAUACCUAACUUUUACUUUCGCUGCGAGCUUUGUCAUGAAUUCGAAUCCAAUGUCGCUUCUUAUGCGGUUACACACCUUACAACCGUACAUGACAUCAAAAGACCAGCAAUAUUUCGGUGUUCGCUGUGUGACGCCAAACCUUUUAUUAAAAAUCAAUCCCUACAAGAGCAUAUUGCUACCAUACAUGAGCAGCAACCAAAAAAACGAAAUUUUGCGUGUCCGGAAUGUGGCAAAACUUUUAUUAAAAAUUGUCAUUUACAAAAACAUUUGCUCUCUGUACACAAAAUAGGUGAAAUGCCUUAUCGAUGUAAUAUUGUGCAAUGCGGCAAGGGUUAUGUAGACGCAUAUGCAUUGAAGAUGCACUUGAAGCAGACGCAUCAACAGGUACAUCCCGAGAUCUUAGAAAUUCAUAGAACUCAGCUUUGUGUAGAUGACAAAUCUUUAAAGAAUCAUACAAUGGAUAUAUCUCACGAUGCGCAAUGCUACAACUGUUUGCAAUGUGGUUACAAUUUUAGACAAAAGUCAAGAUAUGAGGCGCACAUAAGGCGGGCCACAUGUAAACCACCUUGUUUUGUGUGCCGCUUUUGUGAGAGGACCUUUGUCAAAUUAGUACAGCUAGAAGAACAUCAAAGAGAAAAUCAUAGUGUUUAAAACAGUCUCAAGUAUUUUUUAUAAAAUCAACUAUUUUUGGUUAUAUCUUAAUUUUUUGUAUUCCUUUUAUUUAUUUUUACAACUGAAGUGCGCAAUCUUAGAUUAGUAAAACUACAUGUAGUGUAGAUACCGAAUAAAUGUUUUAGCUAAAAAAAACUA
Molecule: messenger RNA, 1675 nt
Organism: Stomoxys calcitrans (stable fly)
Lineage: Eukaryota; Metazoa; Arthropoda; Insecta; Diptera; Muscidae
Product: zinc finger protein 234
Exons: 2
Coding region: 104-1516 (470 amino acids)
Biological process (GO): regulation of DNA-templated transcription
Cellular component (GO): nucleus
Molecular function (GO): DNA-binding transcription factor activity, RNA polymerase II-specific; RNA polymerase II cis-regulatory region sequence-specific DNA binding; zinc ion binding
Source: RefSeq, a predicted model, not a curated record